GUGGCGUGUAUGUCAAAAACUAUAUACUUAACUAAAACGCGUGCUUUGCUUCAACAAAUUUGAUCUGAUAUGUAGGUAUAGCUUAGUAUAGUAAACUAACAAUCUCAUUGCAUUCUUCAAACUGAAUGAGUGAUUUGAAUCGAUUACUCGGAUUUUGUUCACAUAACACUCAUACCAAUAGUUAGUUAUUAUAGAUAUCAUACUCUGUUUUCAUAAAGUUUCUCAAGAAAUGACAGCAUUUGGAUGGAAAAGAAAAGCUGGCGCAAAUCUGGUAAAAAAUGUUCCAACUUUUGAAGCUGACCCAGAUGAUUCUUCCUUUGAAAUUAAAAUAAUCCAAAAUAAUUUCAGCAUAAAAAAGUAUAAACACAAGAAACUUCUAUUUCAUUCUGACGUAAAACUUAAAAUUGAACAACUUAAAGCCGAAGGCAUAAAAUUGGCUGAAAAGCACAAAUUUGAGGAAGCCAUAAUCGAAUGGGAUAAAGCUCUUAGCUAUUUGCCUACAGAUGACAAAAUUUUGGAAAUGAAAGCUCAGGCUUUGCUGCAAUUAAAUUGCCACUUUCCUGCUAUUCAAACCGCUGAAAAAGCAAUAAAGUUUAACCCAUGCUGGUGGGUUGCAUAUCAAACUCUUGGAAGAGCACAACUAGGCAUUGGUGAGCUAGAAAUGGCUAAAAGGAGCUUUUCAAAAGCCAUUCAUCUAAAUCCAACUGAGAGAGAACUGUGGGAUGAGGAUUUAAAUUGGACUUUGAACCUUUUUAAGCAAAAGGAAACAUUAGAUGUUUCCAACGAAUCAAAAAAUGAAGUAAACGCAGACAGUUCUAUUAAAUAUGACGAAGAGGGAUAUAUUUUAGAUUGUGACAUCUCUUCAAAAUCAAAAAGUUGA
This is a messenger RNA of Uloborus diversus, 880 nucleotides long. RefSeq names its product tetratricopeptide repeat protein 33-like. Bases 230 to 880 code for a protein of 216 amino acids. Gene Ontology annotation, molecular function: protein binding. The transcript has 4 exons. The record is from RefSeq and is a predicted model, not a curated record. Lineage: Eukaryota; Metazoa; Arthropoda; Arachnida; Araneae; Uloboridae.